ACGAACCCUAAAACCCCCAAACCCACCCAAACCAGCGGACGAGGAAGAAAGCCAGCCCACCACUCCAGCCAUGUGGCGCCGCGCCUCCCACCUCCUCCGCGCCACCGCCACCGCCACCGCCACCGCGGUCUCCCGCCGCGUCCCUCACCCACAUCCCGCCCCCGCAACCGCAAUCUCCACCGUUCUGCCCGCCCCAAAGCUCGCCUCAUCCUUAUCCUACGCCACCCAAGCCGCGGCGGCGGCGGCCGUGCCGGCGGCGAGGGCCCCGAGAACGGUGGGGAGUCUGCUGCGGCUCAACGACCUGAGGGACAAUCCGGGGGCGCGGAAGCAGAAGACCCGGAAGGGCCGAGGGAUCGGCUCCGGGAAGGGCAAGACGGCUGGCCGCGGCCACAAGGGGCAGAAGGCGCGGGGCACCGCCAGAUUCGGCUUCGAGGGCGGCCAGACCCCGCUCCGUCGCCGCCUCCCCCGUCGCGGCUUCAAGAACCGCUUCUCUCUGACGUUUCAGCCAUGUGGUCUGGGGAAAAUUGCAAAGCUCAUCAACGCUGGAAAAAUUGAUUCCUCUGAAUUGAUCACAAUGAAGACACUGAAGGAUACAGGUGCUAUUGGAAAACAAAUAAAGGAUGGAAUUCGACUAAUGGGCCGUGGAGCAGAGGAAAUUAAAUGGCCAAUCCACCUUGAGGUAUCAAGGACAACUGCUAGGGCAAAAGCUGCAGUUGAAGCAGCUGGUGGAACGGUAAGACUGGUGUACUAUAAUAACCUUGGAUUCAGGGCACUUCUCAAGCCCGAGUGGUUUGCAAAGAAAGGCCGACUUUUACCUAAAGCAGCAAGGCCCCCACCCAAGCAACGAGACAAGGUUGAUAGCAUUGGCCGCCUGCCUGCCCCAACAAAGCCGCUUCCCUUCACACCAGAAGAAUUGGAAUUUGCAGCAAAACGUGAAGCUGCUCGAGUGAUUGCGUAGAAGGGAGCAUGAAGAUGCUCCUCUGAACUAGAGUUUUGAAUUGGGCAUGCACAAGAAUCAACUGUCCUUUAUUUGAAGGAUCCCUUGGUAGCAAGUUCGGUAUGUUUGCUUGUCAUUUAGACCAGUAUGUCAUUUUUCUUUACCCGUAGUCACAUCACCAACACGUGAGCCGGACAGCACUGCUAUACCUCUUGAUCUAAAACUCAAAGAUGCUCGUGUCGCGGUCAACAACUGCUGUGAGUCCAGCAUUUGGAUUAUUUUAGAUAUAUAUUUAGUUCUGAUAUCAAUAGUUGUGCAUUAAACAUGAGAAUUUUCGUUUGAAGUUUUGCAUAAAUAAUCGGAUUGUUUGUUGAAUAA
This is a messenger RNA of Oryza sativa Japonica Group (Japanese rice), 1315 nucleotides long. RefSeq lists its product as uncharacterized. NCBI's taxonomy places the organism in Eukaryota, Viridiplantae, Streptophyta, Magnoliopsida, Poales, Poaceae. Gene Ontology annotation, biological process: translation. Gene Ontology annotation, molecular function: structural constituent of ribosome. The record is from RefSeq and is a predicted model, not a curated record. Gene Ontology annotation, cellular component: mitochondrial large ribosomal subunit.